Messenger RNA from Effrenium voratum, 976 nucleotides. Lineage: Eukaryota; Dinophyceae; Suessiales; Symbiodiniaceae. The record is from the annotation of a GenBank genome assembly.
AGAAACUGGCUGAAGGGCAAUGGAGUUGACAGCCCCUUUCCAGGGUUUGAGAUGGAGCCAACGAACGGCUCUCAGAUUUUGGCUGCCACGUAUUCUCACUUUGGGCGUUAGCCUGUCUUUAGCUCGCGCCCAGUGAUGGGGCGCGUUUGCAAGGUCUCCGGUGAGCAUGUGAUGUCCGAGGCUGAGUUCGCUGCAUGGUGGAAUGAGAGUAAGCACCUGCAGGAUGACGUCUUCAUUGACGUGCUGAGGCGCAAAUUGGCCACGCAGCUUCAGGUAGAGUAUUUCAGGCGGCUUGCGCUGGUUUGCGGUGAUGCAAUGCUUUCGGUAGACAGCCAUUGGAUCGAUGCGGAGCUGGUGGUUGUGAUUCGGCCCUACUCGACAGAUCCAGAUGGCGAGAUAGCGUUGGUGAAGGUUGCGCGAGACGGGGGUCUUGCAGCAGUUGUGAACCUCCUCGAAAGGCUCUGGACCCGGGCAACAAAGGAGUUCUCCUACACGACUCAGAAGAAGUUGUCUCAGAUGACCAUGGACUCAGGGUGGCACCGCUGCAGACGGCUGUUGAGAAUGGCCAUUUGGAAGUUGUGCUUUGUUUGCUGCAAGCGGGCGCUGACAAGGACAAAGCCGACAGCGGCGGAAAGACUCCCACACAUGAUGCUGCCGCACGUGGCCAUCAGGAAGUUGUGCGUUGCUUGCUGCAAGCCGGUGCCGACAAGGACAAAGCCGACUUGAGCUGAAGGACUCCUCUCCAUGAUGCUGCCGCGAAUGGCCAUCAGGAGGUUGUGGCUUGCUGCAAGCCGGAGCCGACGAGGACAAAGCCGACAAGGGCGGAAAGACACCUAUGCAGUUGGCUUGGGGCGGAUUGAAGGGGGUUGCUGUGUGUGAUAAUUAAGUUUGCAUGAAUUUCUCAAGAUAGGCAUCCCUACAAAAAGGCAUCUCGCCUCCACCCAGCCGUUUUUUUGUUGUGUGUGAGGAGGGGGGA